AUGAUUCGCGCUAUUAUUCUCGUCGCUUUGAUCCUGGCCGCCAUCGUUACUGCCGAACUUGGAAGCCACCAUGAAGGGUUCGUUGAAUUUUUUUGUGAUGUAAAGUGAAUGGAAAAUGAAAAAAGUUAGGCUUUAAACGACAAAAUUGAAGUUGCAUAAUAACGACCGUAGAGUGAAAUGUGUCGUCUUCAAGCCACUACGGAGUGAGAAGAUAAAGUAACCCGAAAAAAAUAAAAAAACUAUUUUUUUUACAAAAAAAUCUUUGGAAAAUUCAAAUUUCUGGAAAUUUUACCACGUCGAAUCAAAUGUGUUUUCUGCGAGCACCAAUCUACGUACUACAAAGCUACCGCAACCCAAAAUGAAAAAAGUUUUUUUUACUAAAAUCUUCGAAAAAUUCAAAUUUCUGGAAUUUUUAUCAUAAUGAUCGUCAAAUUGAAUGUGUUUUCUGCAAGUACCAAUCUACGUACUAAAAAGCUACCGUAACCCGAAAUGAGAAAAAGGACAUUUUUCGGCUUGAAGCACUGAAAAAAACUUUAAUUUCUGGAACUUUUACCAAAAUGACCGUCAAAUUAAAUGUGUUUUCUGCAAGCACCAAUCUACGUACUAAAGAGCUACCGUAACCCAAAAUUAGGAAAAUUUUCGACUUACCAGGGAAUGGUCUCAGCUCACAGUGGGACUUCUGUUCAUUUUUGGGGGAAACAAGACCUAUAUUCCCCCCAAAAAUGAACUCAAUCUGAGACUAUGAAAUUUUCAUCUACAUCUAGGAAAAGUGGUCUCAUUCAGAAGUCCCACUGUGAGCUGAGACCAUUCCCUGGUUAGAGCUUUCUAAAAUUUCAAAUUCAUCAUUUUGAUCGUCAAACUUGAUGUGUUUUCUGCAAGGACCGCUGUAAGAACUCAAAAAGCUACAACAAUAACCGAAAAUAAUACUUUUCAUUAGACUUUAUUUAUCACCAUUGCAAUUUGCAGAAACGGACGCGAGCCCCGACAACUCGGCUACGGUCCCUACGGUGGAUUCUACGGUCACCAUCACCAUCACCACCACCAUUUCUUCCCCCACUUCCAUCAUCAUCACGGAUUCCAUCACUACGGACCUUUCGGCCGCUAA
Molecule: messenger RNA, 1105 nt
Organism: Caenorhabditis auriculariae
Lineage: Eukaryota; Metazoa; Nematoda; Chromadorea; Rhabditida; Rhabditidae
Source: the annotation of a GenBank genome assembly